This is a messenger RNA of Yamadazyma tenuis ATCC 10573, 639 nucleotides long. It is a transcript of the gene GIG1, whose product is annotated as Gig1p. Gene Ontology annotation, cellular component: cytoplasm. Gene Ontology annotation, biological process: N-acetylglucosamine metabolic process. Lineage: Eukaryota; Fungi; Ascomycota; Pichiomycetes; Serinales; Debaryomycetaceae. The record is from RefSeq and is a predicted model, not a curated record.
AUGCCACUUUUUAAAAUACGGCAGCUGCCUUAUCAGUGGGAAGAGGUGGUUGAUAUUGUCCGGUCUAAUAAACUAGAACGUUUUGCCCGGCUGGGGCCCGAUAGUGAAAAGUACCUCAAGUUCAAGAAACAAGUUGUGCUGGAUCCUCAAAUGUCCGUCUUCAAGUACCUUCUAAUUAACCAACUUCAGUGGGCACAAUCGGAAACUGCCCGGCAGUUGGAUGAUAGUCAAAUUGUAAUCAAGCCCAAACUGACCAUGUUGUUUGUUGAGCCCAGCGACGUAAAGAUUCUUAAAAAUGACUUUCCUUAUAACUUUGCAGAGGGUAUCCACCAUUUGUGCGUAUGGACUAAGUUUAAAAUUCCGGUGGAUCCAUUAAGUCCAAUAGGGGAUAUUUCGGCAGACACCAGAACCGUCAUAGAAAGAUACUUAAAGAAGACAUUUUGUGAAAAGUACGGUAUCAAGUGGGAGAACCUCUUAUGGUUUAAGAACUGGGAAAGUCUACAGAGUGUGAAGGCUAUGAGCCACAUUCAUGUUAUAAUCCAAGGUGUUGAUGAGGCCACUGUGAAACUGAUGUUGUACACGUCGGGGGUUUGUUUGACGAAAGAAGAGAGCUCAAUGGAAGCAACGGUUGUGUGCUGA